GUUGGGCACCUUGGGGGCGUUAACGGUUUAGUUGUCCCUCUUCAUCUGAACCUUUUGAAAGGUAAGAGGGAGUGGAAAGAGGCAAAAGAAGCAUUGACUUUUUCUGACUUGAGGAUCGCGGUGGUCCUUCUCAUGUACCUUACCUUACCUGAGUAGGUACUCGAUUGAGAAGUUGAGAAGGAGGGUUCCUUCCUUGGCUUUCCAACAUUUACAUACAGGCCAACUUUACCUUCGUCCUCCUUCCAAUCUUUUCUCCAGCUUUCCUCCCGCCAAACUCCUUCCUUACUCGUGACCCACGGCAAACUACCUACCUUACCUUAGUAUACAUACGGCCACGCAAAUAGGGUACCGAGCAUACUAACACCCAUUCAUUCGACUCUUGGGUCUUCUUGUCUUGAACAACCCAGGUUCAAAGUUCUUCCUAACGCCACGACGUAACAAUCACUGCCACCAACCGCUGUUAUCUCUGUCGUUCCGCCCUCCUAUCCACUUGGACGUGGAGACUGGAGCCAGACAGGAUAGAAAAAACCCAGUCGGACCUCAGCAGACACUCGCGACAAGACCCAACCUACGCUUCCGACAACCCACUUGCACUAGCAACCCAUCUCAUCUCCCGCAACGACUCCACUUGGGGCCGGCCUUAGUAGGGGUGCCUUGGUUUUGCUUUGCAGCCUUUGCUUGCUUUGGGCUUGGGGUGCGUAAGAGGAAUAAGGCACAUUUGCCUUUUAUCGAUACACGGUCUUUUCGACCUGCUACUACCUUACACUACUAAAUCCCGUACGUACUCAGUAAGGUGCCGCGCUCACGCCGUGUGCGACUACUCCGUCCCGACCAGGUUUAUAUACCACCUCCAAGGCUCAAAACGCCCGCGCGAGCAAUAGCCCAGUCGCGACCGUCUACCCUGCCCAAAGAGUCGACUACAGAUUUUUCUUUCUUCCCUCUCCCUCCUCUUCUCUCUCUCUCUCUCUCUCUCUUCCUCUGUUCCUGUCGCGACCGUUCUGCAUUCGAUUCGUCGUUGUAGAAAAAGAACGCCGUGGGCACGACUUUAACCAACCUUUGUUGUUGCUGGAAUCCACGAGCUUUUCCCCAUGCCCUCGAGAAACCCGUCCACCUGGGACGAAUACGAACGGGGCGCCUCCCCCCAGCGCUCCGUGAGUAUCGACUCCAAUGCCGUAGCUGAGGACCAGUCGCUCCUGGGAGAAGAUGACGACGGUGACUACGGCAGCAGUUCUCACGGACUUCGUCGCAGAAGAUCUUCAGUAACGCGGCACCUUGCCGCCAUCACAGAUAUCGGCGGCGUCAACAGUAUCCGCUCCUUCACCCGCAGUUGGGCGCGUGCCGCAGGCUUUGCCGAAGUCAUUCCCCAACGGCCGUCCUUUGUUUUCGCGCCUGACCAGGUCCCGAUUGCCUCGUCGUCCACCGAUGGCCUCGAUUACUCUCGCAGCCAUGUCGAGUCCGGUUCCCACCCGAGGACCUCACUGCUGAGGCAGCACCUCGAGGCCACCCCCGAGACGGCACCGAGCGCAUCGUAUCAGAAUGGUUCUUCCGCUUCUGGCGCAGACGACAGCGCUGUGCAGACCGAUUUCCGCGACCGCGAGCGCAAGGCAGUCGAGGCGGAGCUGUCUGGAGCUUUCCGUGGUUCUAGCUUUGGGAGUGGUCGCCGACCGUCACAGUCCAUCUUCGCGGUCCCGCCUCACCUGGCGACCCCGCCCCUGGUUGGAAGUUUCAGCUCGUACAGGACGUAUGGAACGAUUGCAGAUGUCGAUGAGCCAUCAAUGGCCCAGGCCGGUGAGCUCUGGCGCCAACAGCAAGAGGCAGGGGGCAAUGUGCCUGAUGGAGAGAACAUGCCCAUUCUCGUGAAGGAGGUCGAACAAGACGGAAAGAUUAUCCUGACUGUGGAGGGACAGUCCACGCUACCCCAGACCAUCUUCAACUCGAUCAACGUCCUAAUCGGCGUUGGUCUGUUGAGUUUACCUAUGGGCAUCAAGUACGCCGGUUGGAUUUGCGGCAUGAUCGUCUUGGCAGGCUCUGCGGCGGUGACAGCGUACACGGCCAGGCUUCUGGCAAAGUGCAUGGAUCUCGACGCCAGUUUGAUUACAUUCUCCGACCUGGCCUACAUCUCUUACGGUCGUAACGCGCGUAUUGCCACCAGUAUUCUCUUCACCCUCGAAUUGCUGGCUGCCUGCGUCGCCUUGAUCGUCCUGUUUGCCGAUUCUUUGACGCUCUUGUUCCCGGGUUUCCUGAGCGUCAACAUGUGGAAGCUCUUGUGUUCGAUUAUCAUGAUCCCCCUCAACUUCCUCCCGCUGCGCCUCCUGAGUUUUACCAGCGUUAUUGGUAUUGUGUGUUGUUUCAGCAUCGUCUUGAUUUUGGUGGUUGAUGGACUAAUCAAGCCCACGACUCCGGGCUCUCUCAUCGAGCCGGCCACGACCUACCUGUUCCCUGCGAACUGGGGUACACUGCCCCUGAGUUUUGGCCUGUUGAUGAGCCCGUGGGGUGGCCAUAGUGUAUUCCCCAAUAUUUACAGAGACAUGCGCCACCCUCACAAGUACCCGAGGGCCGUCAAGACGGUCUUCACAUCUGUCUACCUCUUGGACGCUUUCACAGCCGUUGUCGGUCUCCUGAUGUACGGCGACGGUGUCAUGGAUGAGAUCACGGCCAACAUCCUCCAGACGAGCGGCUACCCCCGUGCCCUUAACUUCCUGCUCUGCAUCUUCAUCGCCAUCAUUCCCCUGACCAAGAUUCCGCUCAACGCUCGACCCAUUGUUGCCACGCUGGAAGUUUUGACCGGUAUUCACCAGCAAGCUGUUGCCGACAGCUCGGCCAUGGUUGGGCGCUCUGCCACCUUUCGCGGUAUCAUGAAGGUUGUCAUCCGUGUCGUCACGGUGUUGGUCUUCCUCGUCAUUUCUAUACUUUUCCCGGCGUUCGAUAGCAUCAUGGCCUUUAUGGGAAGUGCCUUGUGCUUCACGAUUUGUGUGCUUUUACCUUUGGCGUUCUACGUAAAGCUCUUUAGCAAAGAGAUCUCCCCCCAGGAGAGACUGCUUUGCUACGUCUUGAUGACCAUCUCCACGAUUCUCUCCGUUGUGGGCACAGUCUGGGCCUUCUUGCCGAAGAGCCUCAUUGGUGCAGAGUGAGGGUGGUCAGUCACUGUUUUGGUAUAGCUUCUGGCAUCAAACGGCGUCCGCAUAUUGCGAUCAAUUUGGCUCUCAUUGCACGGCGCUGGUGACAUCUGAUUUUGGGUGCCUGGUGUGGAAUAAUGCUUGCUUGGCUAGUAAAUAGUCGUAUAUAUGAUGUGUUGAUAGUAUGUAUUGAUGAGCUGCAUGUCUGUG
Molecule: messenger RNA, 3326 nt
Organism: Colletotrichum scovillei
Lineage: Eukaryota; Fungi; Ascomycota; Sordariomycetes; Glomerellales; Glomerellaceae
Product: transmembrane amino acid transporter
Exons: 7
Coding region: 1089-3131 (680 amino acids)
Biological process (GO): amino acid transmembrane transport
Cellular component (GO): vacuolar membrane
Molecular function (GO): amino acid transmembrane transporter activity
Source: RefSeq, a predicted model, not a curated record